UUUAGGAUAAAGUGUUUCGUGUAUUAAUCGAGCUAUUCGCCUCCAAAAAUCGCUUCGUUUUUUUUUUCUUUCAUUUUUCAAUUUCAAUAUUAGGUAUUAUGUGUUUAGUAAUUAACUAUAUGAGGGAAGGUCCUGGAGCAACGGAAAUGUUGCUUCUUUGUGAUCUAAAGGUCACAGAUUCAAGUCGUAAAAACAGCAUCUAUUGCAGAGCAAAGGUAAGACUACGUAUAAAAGACAUUCUCGUUCUAAUCUUCGUAAAGUGGAGAAUCAUGUUGACUUGGGUCGCUCUUUAUGUGUGUAGUAAUGAACUAUCUGUACUGACAUUUUUUUUCUCUGCUGAUAUGAACUCAUAGUUAUGGGUGAUUUUGUUAUACUAGUUAUGUUUUGCAUCAUCAAUUGAACUAACACGAUACAGUCAAUGCUGCAUUUCAUCCAUGUGGAAUAUCAUCCAUGCCAAAUAAACUUAGUACGUUAAAGGUUUUUAAGUUUACGAAAUAAUUUAUUUUAAACUACAUGUAAGUCAUUAGCCUUGUGCAUGUAUUGUCGGGACACCACCAUGCACUCGUGCAUGUGACCUUGUUUCGGUCAAAAAACGGCCAGUAAAGAUUGUGACAGUUCAUCUUCCGAUCAGGACACGAGGUUCACAUUUGAUCUAUGUGGGUCUGGUCACACGCUUGGAGGGCCUCUCAAUCUGGAGAAGGACUUACCUACACCUCGACACGCCACUGUAAUGUCAUUGGUAGCAUUUAGCCAUUUAUACAUUGUACUGCAUGAUUGGUCCGGACCGGUGUAGGCUAAUCUCUUUCCUUAAUAUAUAUAUAUAUAUAUAUAUAUAUAUAUAUAUAGAGAGAGAGAGAGAGAGAGAGAGAGAGAGAGAGAGAGAGAGAGAGAGAGAGAGAGAGAGAUACUUGCAUUUACAGGUGUGGCCAUCGGAUAGAUUCCGAAUUUUUAAAACUCAACCAAAAUGCCUAGAAAUAGAGUUCGAAAUUAGGGUGGCCAACUCAAUAGGCUUGGGUUGAAAUUCUUCACACUCAAUUGUCACCUAAGAAAAAAGGCAAACCAACCCAUCCAAACCAUUGUUAGGCGGUUUGGGUUGGGCAGGUUCUAUGGAUUUGGAUUAAUUGGUUUCUUUUUAUUUCUAAUAUGAGUUUUAGUGACAAAUAGAUCAAUAUUUACGUUAAUUAGCCUAAACCAUGUGAUUUUGGUGUUUGUAGAAUUACUACAUGUUACUUAAUAUAUAAAUUUCACUAUUCAAAUAAAGUAUUAAUAAUUUAAAAGUUACUAAAUUUAUAUAUAUAUAUAUAUAUAUAUAUAUAUCAAUUCAAUAUACAUGUAUAUUUAACAAUUACAAUCAUUCGGGUGUGUCAGUUUCAAUCGGGUUAAUAAUAUUUCAACUUAACCACCACUAGGUGGCUCAGUGAUUGAAGACAAAUUCAAACUCGUAUUUUACAAAGCACAUCCUAGGUUUGAUUUUUGGUGUGGUUGAAUAGCACGAUGAUGACCAUGGGUAGGCUAAAAUGCAUAUGUGAGUCUUCCCAACCCCUAACUCAAUCCACCUAUAAAAUGAGUGAUCUUAUUUAUCCAAAAAUAAGUUUCUAAUGUUUAUAACUCAACCCAACUCAACUAAUAUUGGUUAGAUUGGUCGGUAGACCCACUAAAAUGCCCACCCGACAGCAGACCAUGGACUAGGGCAUAUAAUAAAAAUCAAAACUUUUUAUGAGAAAUAUAAUCGAAAACAACAAAAUACAAGGGUAUAAUUGCAAAAAAAACCAGUCACUUAGAUAGUUCAUAGGGCGCUACCUUCUGGGCCUGAGUUUUUGCUUUCCCUUGGAAUUUGCUGAUACAGUAAGAUCCCCACGCUUUGUCCUACCCAAGGAUUGAUUGUGGAUGAAAGUGCCCAUGUACGCUGUGAAAACAACUUAGCUCAGAAUCACUUUCAAUGGGUCCUUUAACAAAUGGGGAGGCUGAGAAAAGUCUUGACAAACCAAACAAUCAAGCUCAAUGUCAGGGUUCUCAUGGGAGAUGUGGAAAUUCGGGUUCUCACAGAACCAAAUCUAGACCGUGUCAUGAGGGAAAUUGUGGGGAAGGAGAUAUAGGAGUGUCCGGAAAAGAUGGACCAACUGAUGUUUUAAAUAAAAAGACGGCACAGCAAAAGGAAAUGACAUUAGAAGACAUGUACAACCAAGACCUCGACGAUGAGGAUGAUGAUAGUGAUUGGGAUCCCUUCCAACAGCCUUUAGAAGUAAUCAAGUGGUUCUGCACCAAUUGUACAAUGCUCAACCUUGGUGAUGUUGACCAUUGCGAAGUAUGUCAGGAACAUAAGACUGGUAUCUUGAAGCAGGGGUGUUUUGCAUCUGCCUUUGAUUCUGGCCUCACUGAGACUCUGUCUGACACUAGAGAAAGACCCAAAGGCUCACAAGAUUCAGCGUCAAAUAGUUCCACAGUUGUAGGAUUCGAUGAGAGAAUGUUGCUACAUUCAGAAGUUCAAAUGAAGUCACAUCCUCACCCAGAAAGACCAGAUCGUAUUCGAGCCAUUUCUGCUAGCCUUGCUACAGCCGGAAUAUUUCCUGGAAGGUGCCAUCCAAUUCCUGCUAGAGAAAUUACACGCGAAGAACUUCUGAUGGUCCAUUCCAUGGAGCAUAUUGAAACAGUUGACCAUACAGGCCAUAUGUAUUCAAGUUAUUUCACUCCUGACACAUAUGCCAAUGAACAUUCAGCACGUGCUGCUAGACUUGCAGCAGGCUUAUGUGCUGAUCUUGCUAAAGCAAUUGUUUCUGGACGUGCCAAAAAUGGUUUUGCCCUUGUUAGGCCUCCUGGUCAUCAUGCUGGUGUAAUACAGGCAAUGGGGUUUUGCCUCCACAAUAAUGCAGCAGUUGCUGCAUUAGCAGCUCAGGUUUCUGGGGCUAAGAAAGUGCUAAUUGUUGAUUGGGAUGUUCAUCAUGGGAAUGGCACACAAGAAAUAUUUGAUCAGAACAAAUCGGUCUUGUAUGUAUCCUUACAUAGACAUGAAGGAGGGCAGUUUUAUCCUGGUACUGGAGCUGCUGACGAGGUUGGAACCAUGGGGGCUGAAGGAUACUGUGUGAAUGUCCCAUGGAGUCGUGGUGGAGUUGGCGACAACGAUUACAUAUAUGCAUUUCAGCAUGUUGUGCUUCCUAUAGCUUCUGAGUUUUCUCCUGAUUUCACCAUCAUAUCAGCAGGAUUUGAUGCAGCAAGGGGUGAUCCACUGGGAUGCUGUGAUGUUACUCCUGCAGGCUAUGAAAAGAUGACACACAUGUUGUCUGACUUGUCUGGAGGAAAGAUGCUUGUUAUUCUUGAGGGCGGUUACAAUCUCCGUUCAAUAUCGUCUUCUGCUACUGCAGUAAUUAAGGUAUUGCUGGGUGAAAGUCCAGGAUGUGAAUUGGACACCCCUUUACCUUCCAGAUCUGGCCUACAAACCGUUCUGGAGGUCCUUGAAAUUCAAAAGAAAUACUGGCCUGCUCUCGGAUCCAGCCUUACGAAACUGCAGUCACAAUUGAAAAUGCACUCUGUUCAAAACAAAGAAAAGCAAAUUAAGAAGAGCCGGCGGGCUGUGGCACCAUUGUUUUGGAAAUGGGGAAGGAAAGCUCUGUUGUAUCAUCUUUUAAACGGGCAUUUCCAUGUAACACAGAAGGGUUGGUGAUCGACUCUGCUGAUCGUGUCCACAUAUGCUUCCUCGUGUAGUUUGAUGCAUUUUUGUGAACAGGUAGCUCGGGAAUGAUAUGUUGAUAUCGCUUCCUUUUGCUUUUCUGCCAAGCGAUGAUGUUUUAAUCAUACAUUAUCAUCAGAACUUAUGAAUUUCAAUUCGGGUACAGAUCUCUCCUUCUCUC
This is a messenger RNA of Malus domestica (apple), 3845 nucleotides long. RefSeq names its product histone deacetylase 15-like. The record is from RefSeq and is a predicted model, not a curated record. Gene Ontology annotation, molecular function: transcription factor binding; histone deacetylase activity. Lineage: Eukaryota; Viridiplantae; Streptophyta; Magnoliopsida; Rosales; Rosaceae. Gene Ontology annotation, biological process: negative regulation of transcription by RNA polymerase II. Gene Ontology annotation, cellular component: histone deacetylase complex; cytoplasm.